Molecule: messenger RNA, 1764 nt
Organism: Salarias fasciatus (jewelled blenny)
Lineage: Eukaryota; Metazoa; Chordata; Actinopteri; Blenniiformes; Blenniidae
Gene: sh3bp5la
Product: SH3-binding domain protein 5-like, a
Exons: 6
Coding region: 393-1619 (408 amino acids)
Biological process (GO): intracellular signal transduction
Cellular component (GO): cytoplasm
Molecular function (GO): protein kinase inhibitor activity
Source: RefSeq, a predicted model, not a curated record
CUUCAGCCGCUGUGUUUACGUCGCGCUGACCGGGAGGCCGGAGCCGGGAAUGAGGAGCCCCGGGGAGGCGGGGGAGGACCGCGCAUGCCGGGGCGGUGGGGGACACGCACCUUCCUCCGCAUACCGUGCAUCUCACGGCCGCUGAACGUUCUCGCGGCACGCGCUCGCCCCCGGUCCCGGCGUUAGCCCGCUAGCACGCCGGGCUGCCCGCGGCCCGCUGAGGGCAGCGGCGCCUGGUUGCAUGGCGCGGGGGGAACUCGUCGACUGUUGUCCGGCUCUCUGCUGCUUCACUCCGCCCGCCUGUUAUUAAGAGAAUCGGGGUUUUGAGUCGCACGACGACCGCUUCUUCUCCUCUAAAACCCGAGCUAACGCGGCAGCAGCGCAGGCCUGGGAUGGAGCCGGGGGACCUGCGUGAGAGCCCCGCCGGGUCCGGGGAGUCGGAUGUCGGGGAGUGGAGGGAGGAGAUCUCCGGUGGCGGCGAGGAGCAGGUGAAAGCUACCGAAGCUACCGGGCCGGCGCCGCAGACAAGCGAGGAGAAGGAGCCAGCGAAGCCCGCCGGAGAGACCCUGCACAGCCCGUACGAGGAGGAGCUGGACCCCCGGAUUCAGGAGGAGUUGGAGCACCUGAACGAAGCCAGCGCAGAGAUCAACAGGCUGGAGCUGCAGCUGGAUGACGCUCGCUCCGGAUACAGGAAGAUCCUGACUGAAUCGGCCCGGAAGCUGAACGCUCAGAGCUCUCAGCUCGGCAGCUGCAUCGAGAAGGCCCGGCCCUACUACGAGUCCCGCCGGCUCGCCAAGGAGGCUCAGCAGGAGACGCAGAAGGCGGCCCUGAGCUACGAGCGCGCCGUGUCCAUGCACGCCGCCGCCCGGGAGAUGGUGUACGUGGCGGAGCAGGGCCUGAUGGCCGACGGCAAGAACACCCUGGACCCCACCUGGCAGGAGAUGCUCAACCACGCCACGGCCAAGGUGAACGAGGCGGAGCAGGAGCGUCUCCGCAGCGAGACGGAGCACCUCCGAGUGACUCACUGCUGCCAGGAGGCUGAAGCUCGAGUCCAGCUGCUGCAGAAGAGCCUGAGGAGGGUCAUCGUCAAGUCCAGACCCUACUUCGAGCUCAAGGCCCAGUUCAACCACAUCCUGGAGGACCAUAAGACCCGGGUCCUGCUCCUGGAGCAGCAGGUGUCCCGGGUCAAGACCCGGUACUCGGUGGCCCUGAGGAACCUGGAGCAGAUCAGCGAGCAGAUCCACGCCCAGAGGGGGCGGGGCUGCGGGGGGAGGAGCCCGCCGGUGGGCGCCGAGGCAGAGGCGGUGCUCCGGGAGGCGGGGGGCGGGGCCCGCGGGGGGGCGGAGCCGGAGCGGGCCGGCUCGGACUCGCUGUCCGUCUUCAGCCUGCAGACCAUCGCCUCCGACCUGGAGAAGUACGACUCGGUGGAGCACCUGGGGGACCUGGGGGACCUGAGCGACGUGGGCAGCGUGACGGGGGACGAGGGGGAGGCGGGGCCGGCGGGGGGGGCGGGGCCACGGGGGGGCGCCGCCCUCAGGGGGGACAGGCUGCCGGAGACCGCCGCCAAACAGCGCCAGCAGCAGUUCUCUAAGAGCCACCACCGCAGCUUCAGCCUGUGAGGCCCGGACCCCCACUGACCUGACCUCUGACCCCCCACUGACCUCUGACCCCCCACUGACCUCUGACCCCCCCCACUGACCUUUAACCCCCCUACUGACCUCUGAGCCCCCCCCACUGACCUUUAACCCCCCUACUGACCUCUGA